This is a messenger RNA of Phytophthora infestans T30-4, 620 nucleotides long. RefSeq lists its product as uncharacterized. The record is from RefSeq and is a predicted model, not a curated record. Gene Ontology annotation, molecular function: calcium ion binding. Bases 90 to 620 code for a protein of 176 amino acids. The transcript has 4 exons. NCBI's taxonomy places the organism in Eukaryota, Oomycota, Peronosporomycetes, Peronosporales, Peronosporaceae.
CGGAAUAAUGCGAAGCGCUUUCUUCUCUCCGACUCUUCUGUCCCCAGCCAUGUGAACCGCCGCCUUGCAAGCGACCAUUGACGCCAAGAAUGGAUAUCGUACAGGCCUCGUUCCAAGCCUCCGUCGACUCGCGUGUGGAUCGCCUCAGCGACGUCGACCUCGAAGAUCUGCGAGUGAUCUUUCGCUACUUCGACACAGAUGGAGACGGCGCUGUCUCAGCAGAUCAAGCGUGCCGCAUGUUUGCGCUGCUGGGGCUCGAUGUCAACACUACCCAUGUCCGAGAGCUGGGGGAGGUUUAUCUUAAUGAGUUCAUUAAGAUCGUGGACAGCCAUGUGCAGGUUACUGCUCCUCUCGUAAGCAAAGUUCCCGAGGUAGUGGAGACUGCAGCACAAGAAGGAAACCCACCAGUCCAGCAGAUUCCAGAUCCCAGCGUCGAGGAGGUCGAGAGGACGCUGCAAAGUGAAAGGGCCAUGGAGAUUGAGUGGAAGCUGCUGGACACGUAUCGUCGAGGACGUGUGAGUAUGCAGGAGCUGAGACUUUUCCUCGCAAAUUGCCAUUCAACACUUUCGAUUGAUGAUGCGGAGAGAUUUCUCGAAACGUACAGCAACAGCACCAUGUGA